Molecule: messenger RNA, 407 nt
Organism: Selaginella moellendorffii
Lineage: Eukaryota; Viridiplantae; Streptophyta; Lycopodiopsida; Selaginellales; Selaginellaceae
Product: low temperature-induced protein lt101.2-like
Exons: 3
Coding region: 77-253 (58 amino acids)
Cellular component (GO): membrane
Source: RefSeq, a predicted model, not a curated record
GUUUCUAUCUGGGCGAGGCGAUCUCGGCGCUACAAGAGCAGAAGAGAUUUCUCGAGGCGGCGGCGGCGGCGGCGGCAUGGACGAUAGCACCACGGCGACAUGCCUGGAAAUCCUCCUGGCGAUUCUUCUCCCGCCAGUGGGGGUUUUCUUCAAGUAUGGAUGUGAGAUCGAGUUUUGGAUCUGCCUGCUGCUCACGGUCUUCGGCUACAUCCCUGGGAUCAUCUACGCCGUCUAUGUCAUUGUGGGGCGCUAGACGUCUAUAAAGCCUUCCAAGUAAAAGAAAGCGCUGUGGCCGUGCUUGGUUUGUGUGAUUCAAUUCUUUGAUCAGAGGACGCUGCAACAUCAUCGUUAUGUACUAGUCUCUCUCGAGUUCCUGCUAAACAAACAGUGCCUAACGUACGUCCGUA